Molecule: messenger RNA, 1455 nt
Organism: Vespa crabro (European hornet)
Lineage: Eukaryota; Metazoa; Arthropoda; Insecta; Hymenoptera; Vespidae
Product: mitochondrial pyruvate carrier 2-like
Exons: 4
Coding region: 147-521 (124 amino acids)
Biological process (GO): pyruvate import into mitochondria
Cellular component (GO): mitochondrial inner membrane
Molecular function (GO): pyruvate transmembrane transporter activity
Source: RefSeq, a predicted model, not a curated record
AAGAAUCAGAGCGGGGGUAAGCAGCGCGUCAUUUCGUGCUAGGACGCCGGCCUGUGUAGAUUUUCUGUGUGUCAAGUUUUCUUUCCGCGAGUUUCUUUUUUUUUCUUUCUCUUUUUCUUGUAAUAAAUCUUUAACAACGAAAAAUCAUGUCGGUUGUAUAUAAAAAUACAAUGAAAGCUCUUGGAAAAUAUGUGCCUGAAAAACUUCAACCAUUUUGGAAUCAUCCAGCCGGACCACAGACCAUAUUUUUCUGGGCACCAGCUGUAAAAUGGGGACUUGUGAUAGCAGGUUUAGGCGACUUACAAAGGCCAGCCGAUAAAAUUUCUAUUGGACAGUCUUCUUCAUUGGCCGUUACCGGAGUCAUUUGGACGAAAUAUUCUUUAGCGAUCACACCAAAAAAUUGGAGUCUUUUCAGCGUGAACUUUUUUGUCGCAUGUACAGCACUUUAUCAAAUUUCUAGAGCGAUAAAAUAUCAACGAGAACAAACAGCUUUAAAGAGUCAAUCAUCAAAAAGCAGCUAGUAAUAAUUAUCGUGAAAUUGCAUUCCUAGAAAAAGAAGAUAUGGCGAGUGUUGGAUGAAAACGAUUUUUAAGGCGAAAAGAAGAAAAAAGAAAAAAGAAGAAAGAAGAAUUAGCAUUACGUACGUUGACGUACAAAUGCUCGUUGUACAGAUUCGAAGUUCAAACGAACAUCGAUGAAAAUUUCGUACGAAUAUUUAGAACGAUAUUAAAUUUCACAUUACGUCGUCAAUGCUUUUUGUUUAUUCAACGAAAGCAUACAGAAAAGACGCGAUGAUUUAUCGAUAAUUAAACAUAUAAAUAUUCAUAUACAUAAAUAUAUAUAUAUAUAUAUAUAUAUAUAUAUAUAUAUAUAUAUACAUAUAAUAUAUACCGAAUGCAUGCAGUGCAUGCAGAUGAAUGGUACAAAUCGGACCAUGUAGACUUAUCGACGCGUCGACCACUGUAGGAAGUUGUAACAUAAAUUACAUAAUAUGAGAACAAGUGUCUACGUUUCUAACUGUAAUGUCGUAUGUAAAAGAUGCCGCAACAUUAUUUAAUAACCGAUCAUAUACUAUAUAUUGGUUAUACAUCGGAAAUUGUUACAAAUAGCAUAAGUACAAACGGGAAACCCGAUGAACUUAAUAAAAACAACAUUCAUCGUGAUAUAAUUUACAUUUAAUCGCUAUAUUAUAUCUAUAUUAUAGACUUGCAUUCCCGCAUUAUUAUUGAUAAUAUCGUGCAUCAUCUUAUUGUAAAUAUAUUUAUCUUCCUACGAGCUCCUACUCUACCUCCGAAACUACGAUUUAAGGAUUUUAAUUAUGACGAAUAUAUUUGACAUCAACGUCGGCUAAUUCGAAAAUAUUGUAAUAGAUGUGUACAAAUUCUAUACUUUUAAUGGACAUUGUUGUAAUUGAUUCUUGAAGAUUGUUGAAAUAAAGUACGGGUAAAGAAGAAA